GGAACUGUAAAGAACUGGGAACCAGUCAAUCGAGCUAUUAGCCUGUUUUAUCUGCUCAGAAUGAAAGAAUUGCAGUCGCUCACGUUACAAAAUAUCGAGAACGUUUUCCGAACUCCCAGAUCGUUUUCAAGUGAAGACAAAUUUGAAUUGUCCAAUGGAGAUCAUCAGGAAGAGGUCGGUUUUCUUGAGGUCAACGACGAAGGAAUUCUUCACCAGUAUGUGCUAGUGAAAGUUUCUGAAUGGGAUAAGGCAGACCCUUUGAGCUCGUCAAUAGUCCAGCCGCAAUUUCUUAUUGAAGAUAAAAAUGGGGAAAAGUUUGGAGCUUUUGAAAAGAACCAUCUGAGUAAACUGGAGCCAGCAGAUGCCAACAAUUUAGUUCAAUUGAAAGUGAUUUUGAAGAAUCUUGCUAAAAUCCAAGCCAAAUGUUGCUCAGUCAACGAAGUUAAUAAUGAUCACAGUGAGUAUAUUUUGAAGGAUGUUGCUCAACAAGUCACAGCAUUUAGUCCUUUCAAAAAAAUUCAACAAACAAAAAUUGAUUUUGCUCUGGAAACUCUUCAGUAUGCUGCCAAGAAGUUAUCCAAGGCGCUGAAUUUGGUAGUGCAGAGUCAAUGGUGUCCGAACAACAUUUACAUCAGUUCAGAUAACAGCAAUGUUGUGUUCCUUCAAACUAGCUCCGGACUGUUACUUCCUCCAUCCUACGAUGCAGUUUUUCUGAUUUUUUCAUUGAGCAACGAGAAAUUUCGUCAGUACCACUUUGAAGAUUUGAUCAAAUAUUAUUUUCAAGCGCUAGCGCAAGCCCUAAAACGUGAAAACUCAGCGCUCGAAGAUAAAAUAACUGAAGCAUAUAUUGAAACACAGACCAGCGUUCUCCUGCCAAUUGUAAAACUUGCUUUAAUUCAGACAAUUCAAGAUCAAAAGUCGGAACAAUUUAAGGAACUUGCGGCGAAUUUGGGAAAAUAUUUAGAGUUUUCUCAUGUAAACCAAGAAGAUAUUUAUCAUGUUAUCAAGGCGAAACUAUCCAGCAGUGACUACGAUUUGCUCAACUAUUCGCUGGAGCGAUUGAGUGAAACCAACGGCCAUUUAGGAGAUUAUUUUCACGUACAAAUUGCGGUUCGAUUUCAAAACAAGGAAGAAAAUAUCCGACUGUUUGCAAAAAUUCUAUUGGCCAGUUCUGAAGCAUUUACAGAGCUAAUUGAGUCUGGCGUUGCUGAAAGAGAAUCGUUCUUCUACAGCACGCUGCAAGAUUUAUACAUAAAAUUUGGCCUACAAGACCUAAUAGAGUUUGCGCCUAAAUGUUACAUGUGUGGAGACAGAGGUAUCAUUCUAGACGAUCUGAGUAUCAUGGGAUUCAAAACUCUUACUCCAAAUACAGUCAUAAAUAUCGACGGACUUGAAGUUAUUUUGGACCAACUUGCGAAAUUUCAUGUUAGCUCUCUUAUUCUGGAAGAACGGUUAUCCGAAGAAGCAGGCGAGGUUGUCAGGUUUGAUGGCCAGUAUCCAGGAAUGUUUAAUGAAACCAUUUUCGUGCAUACUGGAUCAAUGGCGGAAUGGAUGAAAAAUCGAUUUAACUCUAUUUUUAUUCUACUCGAAAAAUUACCCGAAUUGAAAAACAGCGUUGGACUAACAGACCAGCAGAUUCGAAGCAGGCUAGAGAACAUUAGAACUGGUUUAUAUAAAAAUAUUGAAUCAUCAAAAUCGUUACGGAAUGUCAUCAAUCAUGGAGACAUGCACGUUGGUAACAUGCUUUUUAAAAUAGAAGACGACAACUCGGUAUCAGACGGAAAACUCAUUGACUUCCAAAUACUAAGGUAUCUGCCACCUGCCAUGGAAUCGCAAUUCUUUGUUAAACUUGCUUCGAAUAAAGAAACCAGAGACAAAUACCAGAAGGCACUACAAGAUAGAUACUAUGGCAAUUUGGCUAGCCAUAUGAAGAGAUUCGACUUGAAUCCAGAGGCUAUUUAUUCCAGAAAAGAUUUCGAUGAGGACCUAAGGAAUACCAAACAUUCAGCAUCAUUACUGGCAUAUUUCUAUGGAUGCUUUAUCCUUUCUGAUCCCAAAUUCAGGGAAGAAAUCAUACAGGAUCCCGAUAAGACGAACUACUACUUAGUGACCCACCAGGAUGAAUUUUUCGACGUAGCCCUGCAAGAUGAGAAUUUUAAGGGACGAAUUACUGGAAUACUUCAAGAUCUGCUCGAUUGCAUAAAAACCGAGUCUUAAAUUAAAGUAAAUUAAGUACAUUUACUAAGUAGGUAAUCCGGGUGUUGGGUUUAAUUAACUCUCAGUAAAGUACUGAAAAUGUAUUAUAGAACUUUCCAAAAAAUAUUUGUUAGGUUUACUAUUUAAGCGCAUUUUAAGUGUAAGGUCCAAAGUGCAAAUAUACUUUUUUAAUUUG
Messenger RNA from Dendroctonus ponderosae (mountain pine beetle), 2392 nucleotides. RefSeq lists its product as uncharacterized. The record is from RefSeq and is a predicted model, not a curated record. The transcript has a single exon. The coding region runs from base 61 to 2217 and encodes 718 amino acids. NCBI's taxonomy places the organism in Eukaryota, Metazoa, Arthropoda, Insecta, Coleoptera, Curculionidae.